This is a messenger RNA of Fonsecaea multimorphosa CBS 102226, 1365 nucleotides long. RefSeq lists its product as uncharacterized. NCBI's taxonomy places the organism in Eukaryota, Fungi, Ascomycota, Eurotiomycetes, Chaetothyriales, Herpotrichiellaceae. The coding region runs from base 1 to 1365 and encodes 454 amino acids. The transcript is spliced from 3 exons. The record is from RefSeq and is a predicted model, not a curated record. Gene Ontology annotation, molecular function: calcium ion binding.
AUGCCUCCCACUACCCGCAAGAAAGCUCAGGCUACCAACAAAAACUCUCAAGCCUUGAACCUCGUGACUGCUGAGGAUGAUCUGGCCAUCGGAGACGUCGUGGAUCCCAAGCACAAGGACGACAACCUGUUCGAACGCGUCUUUGAUCCUCACGGAGGCGUUACUUCCGAUGACCAUGACUCCGACCAUUCUGAUUAUGGGGCUGACAAAAAGAAACGCAAGAGAAAGACUGGGAGCGAUCGGAAAGGCAAGGCCAAACGACGCUUCACACGUCGCCAGCCUCCUCCACCUGCCCUCCCGGAUGUCUCAGAUGACGAAUAUGCCUUUGGUGGCAAUGUGACCGAGGAGGAAGAGGAUGGCGGCCUCUGGUCCGUCGGACGUCACGCCGGUGCAAAGAAGGCUCACGAGGAGAAGGCUCAAGACGGAAAGGCUCAUGAGGGAAAGAACGAGCUCCCGCAGGUUCUGAGAGUUGAGGCUAGUAGUGAGGGUGGCGGCAAGACGGUCAUCAACCUCAACCUCGCGGAUCUCCUGACGAAAGUGGGUUUUCCCUCUUGGACUUUGCCUGCCACACCACGAGCCGAAGCUGCUGAGAUCAACCCUGAGUUUUCCGGCGACACCACCAUGGUUCAGAACAAGAUUGGCUUCCUUGACCUACCACUCGAGCUUCGCUUGAAGACGUACCGAUACCUCUUCCGUGAGGACAAAGCCAUCGAAUUCGAUCGCCGCGAAUUCUCACGCUCUUCUCACUUUCUCCGGACUUGCAAAACUGUUCUCGAAGAGGGCCGAGAGGUACUCUAUGGUGAGAAUUCAUUUCACUUCAACCGAGAAACCGCCAUUCGUGGUAGAUACUAUGAGAAGGUCUGGAAAGAGGUCGGUUACAAAGACAUCAGACGAUUCCUUGAGGCCAUCGGUCCCGCCAGCAUCGCCCACUUCAAGUAUCUCUCCUUUGUGCUCACCGAUGGCGCAGACAAUCGCACGAGAACUUCAACCCAGAUUCCGGAGCGAAAGUUCGUUAACGACCCACACUUGCACCAGAUCUUCCAUCUUAUUGGAGCCAACGCCACGUUGAAUACGCUCGCAGUCCAGUUUGCUGGCCGUGCCUGGGUUACCCACAACGACUUCCACUUCUUGAAAGCUCUUACUGGGAUCAAGUGUCACCAUUUCGUCACCAUCUACCGCUACAGAGGGCUCACUAACAAGUGCCUCGGCACUCUCAAGGACAAGAUGAAGGCAGUUAUGCGUCUGAAAGAUCCGAAUGAUGACGGAUCCUUCACCUGGGCGGACGUUCGGGAUAUGGUGCAGAUGGUCUAUGAGGGCUAUACCCCAUUUCAUCCCGGUAUGCUGCAUUGGGCGUACGAGUGGUGA